Colletotrichum spaethianum is the source of this 384-nucleotide messenger RNA. RefSeq lists its product as uncharacterized. Lineage: Eukaryota; Fungi; Ascomycota; Sordariomycetes; Glomerellales; Glomerellaceae. The record is from RefSeq and is a predicted model, not a curated record. The transcript has a single exon. Bases 1 to 384 code for a protein of 127 amino acids.
AUGGCGCCUGUGUUGCUUGGUGCAUCGUCAGACGAAUUGUGUCCAUUUUUUUCGCUCGCGGGCGAGGUUGCCUCACUUGCCGGUGGGGCAGACUGGGUUGGUGACCGCGUUGAUGCCGAGGAUGCUUCCGACGUGGGGCUCGAAAUAGGAGAAGAAACUAUCGAGGAUGUCGAGGCCACGGUCUCUGAUGUAGGUUCGGAAGAUGACGUUUUGGACGAAGUAGACGGCUCAGGGGUAACUGUGACGCUAGGAACGGCUACGAUUGUAGGUUCCUUCAGCAGCGUUUCCACAGUGGCUUUUGCACCGCAGGCGAUGUACGAGAAGCCCCCUUCAAAACUCCCGGCGAGAAUCACAGUAGAGCAGAACUGUGUCUCGGCACUAUGA